CAAUUGUAUUGGUUUCAUCUUUAUCUUCUUCUUUUUGCCACCACCAUAGUUAUUCUCAGUCUCAUUCCUCCAUAUAUAGAUUUUGUUCCUCAUUGUUCAAAUCCCUCUCUCUUCUUCCUCUUUCUCUUUUAAUGGCUGAAUCCAACCAUCGAUUCUGUAUUUCCCUCAUAACAGCCAUGGAUCAUCUCUGGUUUCACCAUGUAAUCCUCAUCGCAGAACCCACUUCACUAGUUGUUCUGAAAGCACACUCACAAACACCAGACCAUUCUUUAUCAGCUUCAUCUCCGGUUUCUCCACUGGUGGAAGGUUGCAACGAUGAAGCCAAAGCAAAGGAAGUGGAAUUGAAAGAAAGACCAACAAGAUUGAAUAUUACAGCAGGCAGAGGCCGCCGGUCACAGUCUUCUUCACCGUUAAGUCUAAAACGUCCAAGAAAUUUAAGACGCUGGGGCUCGACGAUUGCACUGCAGAAGUGGACGAGCUGCAGGAGCCUGUGGGAUCUGGAGCUUGAAGAAGUGAAAGGGUUUAUGGAUCUUGGAUUUAUAUUCACGAAAGAGCAUUUAAACCCUCAAAUGAUAAGCGUUAUCCCCGGUUUGCAAAGAGCUAUUGGAAGUUUCAAAAACAAAAACAACAGUGAGAAAAUUGAUAAAGAUGAUGAAAUUGAUCAUGAAGAAAAGGAAUAUGAACAUGAGAAAGGUAUCAUAAGACCAUAUUUGUCAGAGGCAUGGCUAAUAAAGAGACCCGAUUCACCGCUUCUAAAUUUAAGAUUUCCAAGAGUCAUUGCUGCAGCUGAGAUGAAGAAGCACUUAAAAUUCUGGGCUAAAACUGUUGCAUCAGAAGUUCAGCAAGAAUGUUAACAAUGAAAAAUCAACAACCAGUCUUAAGAAUAGAUUGAGCACUGUAAAAAGAUUAUAUAUGUUGAAUGAAAGCAUAAAUAAGCAAAGGUUUUCCGAA
This is a messenger RNA of Mangifera indica (mango), 951 nucleotides long. RefSeq lists its product as uncharacterized. Bases 132 to 854 code for a protein of 240 amino acids. The record is from RefSeq and is a predicted model, not a curated record. NCBI's taxonomy places the organism in Eukaryota, Viridiplantae, Streptophyta, Magnoliopsida, Sapindales, Anacardiaceae. The transcript has 2 exons.